Myotis brandtii (Brandt's bat) is the source of this 4334-nucleotide messenger RNA. RefSeq names its product forkhead box N3 (gene FOXN3). Gene Ontology annotation, biological process: regulation of DNA-templated transcription. Gene Ontology annotation, molecular function: cis-regulatory region sequence-specific DNA binding; DNA-binding transcription factor activity. Lineage: Eukaryota; Metazoa; Chordata; Mammalia; Chiroptera; Vespertilionidae. The record is from RefSeq and is a predicted model, not a curated record. The transcript is spliced from 8 exons. Gene Ontology annotation, cellular component: nucleus. Bases 188 to 1639 code for a protein of 483 amino acids.
UCCGCCGCAGCCCCCCAAUGCAGCCGCGAGAAGCCGCGGGGGGGCCGGCGAUCGAAGCCACUAGAAGCAUCAUCUCCCAGAAGACCGCGGUUCUGGUGACAAUGGAGGCUUCUCUGUCCUUCCCGUGACUGGAGCAAUGCUGACCUCGGUUUCCUGGACCCAUUCUGACUCAGGAGCCUUCACCUAAAUGGGUCCAGUCAUGCCUCCCAGUAAGAAGCCAGAAAGCUCAGGAAUUAGCGUCUCCCGUGGGCUGAGUCAGUGUUACCGGGGCAGCGGCUUCUCCAAGGCCCUUCAGGAAGACGAUGACCUCGACUUUUCUCUGCCCGACAUCCGAUUAGAAGAGGGGGCCAUGGAAGAUGAGGAGCUGACCAACCUGAACUGGCUGCACGAGAGCAAGAACUUGCUGAAGAGCUUCGGGGAGUCGGUGCUCCGGAGCGUCAGCCCCGUCCAGGACCUGGACGAUGACACGCCCCCGUCGCCCGCCCACUCUGACAUGCCCUACGAUGCCAGGCAGAACCCCAACUGCAAGCCCCCCUACUCCUUUAGCUGCCUCAUAUUUAUGGCCAUCGAGGACUCUCCGACCAAGCGCCUGCCAGUAAAGGAUAUCUACAACUGGAUCUUGGAACAUUUCCCGUAUUUUGCAAAUGCACCUACUGGGUGGAAAAACUCAGUGAGACACAAUUUGUCGUUGAAUAAGUGUUUUAAGAAGGUGGACAAAGAGAGGAGUCAGAGUAUUGGGAAAGGGUCAUUGUGGUGCAUAGACCCGGAGUAUAGACAAAAUCUAAUUCAGGCUUUGAAAAAGACACCUUAUCACCCACACCCUCAUGUGUUCAAUACACCUCCCGCCUCUCCUCAGGCAUAUCAAAGCACAUCAGGUCCACCCAUCUGGCCGGGCAGUACCUUCUUCAAGAGAAAUGGAGCCCUUCUACAAGAUCCUGACAUUGAUGCUGCCAGUGCCAUGAUGCUUUUGAAUACUCCCCCUGAGAUACAAGCAGGUUUUCCGCCAGGAGUGAUACAGAACGGAGCGCGGGUUCUGAGCCGAGGGCUGUUCCCCGGAGUCCGGCCAUUGCCAAUCACUCCCAUCGGAAUGACGGCCGCCAUGAGGAACGGCCUGGGCAGCGGCAGGACACGGACAGAGAGCGAGCCGUCGUGCGGCUCCCCGGUGGUCAGCGGGGACCCCAAGGAGGAUCACAACUACAGCAGUGCCAAGGCCGCCGCCGCCAGGAGCGCCUCGCCCGCCAGCGACUCGGUCUCCUCCUCCUCCUCGGCCGAGGACCACGACGAGUUUGCCACCAAGGGGAGCCAGGAGGGCAGCGAGGGCAGCGUGCAGAGCCGCGAGAGCCACAGCGAGGCGGAGGAGGACGAGCGCAAGCACGGCCCCCGGGAGGCCCCGGGCGACGGCGGCUGCGCGGCCCCGCACAAGAAGCGCCAGCACCUCGCCAAGGCCCGGCGGGUCCCCAGCGACACGCUGCCCCUCAAAAAGAGACGCACGGAGAAGCCCCCCGAGAGCGACGACGAGGAGAUGAAGGAGGCGGCGGGGUCGCUCCUGCACUUGGCAGGGAUUCGGUCCUGUUUGAACAACAUCACCAAUCGGACGGCAAAGGGGCAGAAAGAGCAAAAGGAAACCACGAAAAAUUAAAAAAACAAGUCACUGAUUUGUUUUGAACUGAACGGCCAUUUGGUUUCAGCAUGUCAGGAGAUUUCUAAUGAUUUGUGGCAAUAUCAGCAAUUUCUUUUUUUUUUUCUUUGUUUUGGGUUUGGUUUUCUUUCUUUCCUUUUUUGUUUUCUUUUCUUCUCUAAUUUGCCCCCCCCUCCUUUGUUUUGGACCCUUGAGAAUUUUACGUUUAAAGGAGAUUGAAGCCAUAGACUCAUUGACAUUCAGCUGUUUUACAAACGCUUCUCAUUAUCUGAAGACAAAACCGAAAAAGCCAAAAUUUAUCAUUGCUUCCUCCCGCUGGCCCGAGGCCGUGGCUGGGUCCGCAGGGGUGUCGAGGAUGCCGCGGAAAGCCCGUGUUUGGCACCUGCAAGGCAAAGUCAUCACCGGUCAGGCCUAACCGUUAGGUUUACAAGGUCAGGAUGUCCACCCAGUGGGGUUCACUGAGUGAAUGUGCGUGAGGCAACUGGGGAGAAGGAAGAGCCCCUCGCCCCCCAGGAGCAGGCCCCAGCUUGUGGCACCAGGCAGCGUCUUGUGCCAGGAAACCCCGGGCACUGCCGCUCAGCGUGCGGGGUGGGGGCGGGGUCCCCGGGCCUCAGUGCUUCUUAAUCCUGAAGCCUCCUGGUGUCUGGCGGUGGACACUGGACCAUUCACGGACACUGGUGUCAAUGACUAAGGAAAGGAAAUGGGGUCAGUUUUUAGUGAUGUUCCUAAUCAUUGAAUUCUGUUCUAUCUGAAAUUAAGAGAAUGUUCCACAAGCCAUAAGCCUGAAGGGUUGGCCCUGCCCACACACACACACAUACAUACAUACACACACACGAGAGUGAGAGAAAAGCCACAGACAGGCUGUUUUCUUAACUGCCCAAGUGAAAAUCAAGUCCAAGAAAUUACAAUAGUUGUCAAGGAAGGAAAAAAUGGUACAAACCUUUUUUUUGUCAAAACUAUUUGAUCCAAGCGGAGGAAAAAAAAAAAAAAACAAGCAAAAAGCUAUGGAACCUGCCAUUAGUACUGUGGUCUAUUUUUUAAAGAUGAAAGGCACAUUAAUGGACACACACACACAAAAAAAAAAAUGUGGCAAAAAGGCAAAAGAAAACUCCUAUACUGCCCUCAAAAUGGAGUUUGCAGAUCAUGUCAGUCAGGAUUCAUCUUUGCAAAAAUCAUUGAUUUCCACAGUCAGCCCGUUGUAGCCAGCAGAAAUUUCCGAUCCACAAUGCAUGGAUUCCUUCUAAAAGAAAAAGGAAAAAAAAAUCAUAAAAACAAACUUUUUUUUAUUCAAAAAUAAAGUUCUUGUAAGGUAAAUAAUGUAUUUAGCAUGAAGCAUGAAUUAUUUUCAUAUAAAUAUAGAAAAUAGAGAAAAGGCUAUGCCUCUAAUGUUUAAGCCCUUAGGCUUAGAGGUUCUUUGGGUUUUCUUUUUGUUUUGUUUUUCCUUUUGUUUUGUUUUGGUUUUUUUCCCAAUUAUUUUGUUUUGGUUUUUUGAAGCAGGUGUUUAAGGUUUAACCUUCUUCAGGGACAAAUUCUGACUGUUGGGGAACUAACUCUGCAAUAUAAAACUAUUUCAUGUUCCGGUAGGGCCUGCCUUGUCUGCACUUCAGCCCCAACCCCCUUCUGAUUCUCUGUGGAAAGUGUGUCCUUUCUCUAGUGUCUGGACAUGUUUAUCAUGAUGCAAUAAUUUGAGGGCAAACUUCGUAGCGAGUGUGUAUGAUAGAAUCGAGAGAAUUAGGGGACGCUGACUGGGGAAACCAUCACCGCAAUUUGGUCCUAGGAAAAAGGCAGUGGAUAAUUAUGCAAAUUCGUCAGGAGAAGGGAAACAACGCUAAUGGGCCUUAUUAGAUGAGGGUGUGAGUUAGGGGUCACGCGAAGGAGGAAGCGACACAGGUGUGGGAAGGACCAGCCCACAGUUUUCCUGUGACUCCCUGUCACAGUGGGAAGGAGGGGCCGGCCAUCUCUACCACCUCCCCACACAAACCAGCCUGGAUCUAAGCCCAUCUAGACUGUGAGAGCGAAACUUAGACCACAGGACGAUGUCCCGCAGCCCAGAAACUCCUGUUCUCUUUGCCUAAAGAUGAUUGGGGGAGACCCAAAGAGAAGCCUAAGAAUGUGAUCUUCCACCCGAGUGGAGGGGAAUUGUAAGACACCAACAAAAACACCCACCACUGUGGCUCAGGAUGUGACGGGGAGGGACAGCAGUGGGUCGUGUUGAUCUUUAAAAACGGGGCAGGGAGACUGCUGCGUGCCUCGUGCUCAGCUUCCUGUGGUUGCUGAUGAGAGACCCUGAAGAAGUCACCUGCACACCAGGUCGACUUCGUUAUCUGAACCUGAACUCUUCCCGCAUAUUCGGCCAGGGGGGAGAAGGGAGUAAGGAUAUAGUUUUGAAGUACUCCGUUCCCUCCAUCUCACCCAACAUUCGACACCCCAAAAGCCAUGCACAGCUCUGAAACCCGAGGGACACCGGUUUGUGUUGUCACCUGAUCAAGCCCAGGAAACCCCCCCUCUCCCCGCCAGGUAAAAUGUAGACUUCCCUCCAGAAAGGCAGAUACAGGUUCAGGACUGUUUCUGGCGAGGGAGGGGGGCGGUUCUUCCGAUUUAAACCCCCCACGGUGGGCUGUCUCCCCUCAUUUCAUUUUUCUAAAGGAGCAAAGGCCUCUUUUAGAAAAUAAUAAAAUGCAAUGUGUGUGAUUUA